CGGGGGCGGGCUCAGCCCGGGGGGGGCCGGGGGCGGCCGCUCCAGCCCCGCUCGGCUCCGGCUGCUCCAAAUCGGCUUAAGGGCAGCGGCGGAGCUGCUGCACCGGGGGGGCAGCGCCGAGCCCCCUCCCGAGCCGGACCCGCCAAGCGGGCCGAGCCCCCCUCCCAUCCCCUCCCGGCGCCCCCCGGAGCGGGCCGAGCCCCCUCCCGGACCGGACCGGGCCGGGCCGGGCCGAGCCGCCGCCGGUGCCCGGCGCGAUGCCCGCCCGCCGCCCGGCGCGGGGGCCCCGCUGAGCCGCCCCGCGGGCACCAUGCGCGCCAUGAGCCCCCUGCCCCUGUGGCUCCUGCUCUGGCACCUGCGGCACCUGGCGCUGGGAUAUCUGACCGUCAGCAUCGAGCCCCUGCCCCCAGUGGUGGUGGGAGACGCCGUGACCCUGAAAUGCAACUUCAAAACCGACGGGAAAAUGCGGGAGAUCGUCUGGUACCGGGUCACUGACGGCGGCACCAUCAAGCAGAAGAUCUUCACCUUCGAUGCCAUGUUUUCCACCAACUUUUCCCAGAUGGAAAACUACCGGAAGCGGGAAGACCUCGUCUACCAAUCCACCGUGCGCCUUCCCGAGGUCCGCAUUUCGGACAACGGUCCCUACGAGUGCCACGUGGGGAUCUACGACCGAGCCACGCGGGAGAAGGUGGUCCUGGCCUCCGGGAAUGUGUUCCUGAAUGUGAUGGCUCCCCCAACGUCCAUCUCGGUGCUGGCUGCAGACACCCCGGCGCCCUUCAGCCGCUACCAGGCACAGAACUUCACCCUGGUGUGCGUGGUGUCCGGUGGGAAGCCCGCGCCACUGGUGUACUUCAAGCGGGACGGGGAGCCCAUCGAGGCCACCCCGCUGCCGGAGCCGCCGGCCGGCGCCAGCAGCUGGGCCCCCCGGAACCUCCUGCACCGUGACCUGGACGACACCAAACUGCCAAAAUCCCUGGCGGCCGACGGCGAGCUGGGAAUGGGAAACCCCUUUCCCACGGCGGAUCCGCCGCGGGGGCUGGCGGCCGAGCGGGAUUCGGUGACGGAAAGCAUUCCCGAGACGGUUGUGAGCCGGGAAUUCCCGCGCUGGGUGCACAUGGCCGAGCCCAUCUAUUAUUUCCGGCACACGCACGCGCCCGUCAGCGACGGCACCGUUGAGGCCCGGGCCACCCUGACGUGGACCCUGAACCCCCAAAUCGACAACGAGGCGCUCUUCAGCUGCGAGGUCAAGCACCCGGCGCUCUCCAUGCCCAUGCAGUCUGAGGUCACGCUGGUUGCUCCCAAGGGUCCGAAGAUCACGAUGACCCCGACAAGGGCGCGCGUGGGGGACACCGUGCGGAUCCUGGUGCAGGGCUUCCAGAACGAGGUGUUCCCGGAGCCGCUGUUCACGUGGACGCGCGUGGGGAGCCGGCUCCUGGACGGCAGCGCGGAGCACGACGGGAAGGAGCUGGUGCUGGAGCGGGUCCCGGCCGAGCUCAACGGCUCCAUGUACCGCUGCACCGCCCAGAACCCGCUGGGCUCCACCGACACCCACACCCGCCUCAUCGUCUUCGAAAAUCCGAAUAUUCCCAGAGGACCAGAAGACUCCAACGGUUCACUUCCCGGCCACUGCGGCUUCAGAUUCGUUUUGGCGCUCACCCUGACAGUGAUCCUGGAGCUCACGUGAAGCUUCACCUCCUCUUCCUCCUCCUCCUCCUCCUCUGUCCAGCUCCUCCCGGCAUUCCUGCCUCCAGCCAUCGGGUCUCCCGCUCUUUAUUUUCUAUACUCUCGACAGUCUCGGUCUCUUUCUGUGUCUUGGCUUCCUCAGACGAUUGAAUUAAAGGGAAAAAGGAAAACCUC
This is a messenger RNA of Passer domesticus (house sparrow), 1857 nucleotides long. It is a transcript of the gene IGSF21, whose product is annotated as immunoglobin superfamily member 21. Bases 311 to 1684 code for a protein of 457 amino acids. The record is from RefSeq and is a predicted model, not a curated record. Lineage: Eukaryota; Metazoa; Chordata; Aves; Passeriformes; Passeridae. Gene Ontology annotation, biological process: heterophilic cell-cell adhesion; homophilic cell-cell adhesion. The transcript is spliced from 10 exons. Gene Ontology annotation, cellular component: adherens junction.